AUGAACUUUGUUAUUAUCUUCGCUUGCGUGGCAGCCGUGGCCAUUGCCGCCCCUCAGUACAGUUACGUCACACCUGACUCCAGCGAAGAAGUCGAAUUUGUGCCGAUCCUGAGGGACGAUCGCGUCCACGAGGAAGAUGGAACUUACAAGUUUGACUUUGAAGCUGGAAAUGGCAUCCGUUUCUCCCAGUCUGGAUCUCCUGAUGGAGACGAGGACGCUGUGAUCAAAACAGGAGAAUAUUCGUAUACUGCCCCUGACGGCACCCACAUCCACGUCCGCUUCGUGGCUGACGAGAACGGCUUCCAGCCUCAGUCCGACGCCCUUCCUGUGGCCCCCGAAGGAGGAUUGCUGAGAUCUAGUCGACAGUUUCUUUUAUUCACCGGAAACAUGAACUUUGUUAUUAUCUUCGCUUGCGUGGCAGCCGUGGCCAUCGCCGCCCCUCAGUACAGUUACGUCACACCUGACUCCAGCGAAGAAGUCGAAUUUGUGCCGAUCCUGAGGGACGAUCGCGUCCACGAGGAAGAUGGAACUUACAAGUUUGACUUUGAAGCUGGAAAUGGCAUCCGUUUCUCCCAGUCUGGAUCCCCUGAUGGAGAUGAGGAUGCUGUGAUCAAAACAGGAGAAUAUUCGUACACUGCCCCUGACGGCACCCACAUCCACGUCCGCUUCGUGGCUGACGAGAAUGGCUUCCAGCCUCAGUCCGACGCCCUUCCUGUGGCCCCCGA
This is a messenger RNA of Penaeus indicus, 725 nucleotides long. RefSeq lists its product as uncharacterized. The transcript has 7 exons. The record is from RefSeq and is a predicted model, not a curated record. Gene Ontology annotation, molecular function: structural constituent of chitin-based larval cuticle. The annotation marks the transcript as partial. NCBI's taxonomy places the organism in Eukaryota, Metazoa, Arthropoda, Malacostraca, Decapoda, Penaeidae. Gene Ontology annotation, cellular component: chitin-based extracellular matrix.